This is a messenger RNA of Guillardia theta CCMP2712, 3813 nucleotides long. RefSeq lists its product as hypothetical. Bases 1 to 3813 code for a protein of 1270 amino acids. The transcript is spliced from 3 exons. The record is from RefSeq and is a predicted model, not a curated record. NCBI's taxonomy places the organism in Eukaryota, Cryptophyceae, Pyrenomonadales, Geminigeraceae.
AUGAAUGCAACCAUGCCCUCUCUCGGAGCAUUAUGUACAGAGCAGUAUGUUGACAAAUCUUCGGGAGAGAACGGGGGAGGUCCUCCAAAACUGCAGCAGCAAGCAGAAACUUCCUGCUAUUCCAUCAGCACUCGUGAUGGAAAUGUUCGAUACAACUUGAAGGCUGUGAAUGGGAUUCCUGUCUUGAACGUGUUGCUGCAUCAUGAGGUCUUGGUAGACCAAAGUGUCUCAGGAGUCUUUGCCUACCUGUGUGUGCCCAACGGCACACUGCUUCGAACAUGCAACGGAGAUCGUUUGCCGUGUGCUCUAAAUUCUACUCUACCCAUACGCGGCGGAUUCAAAGAUUUUGGAGGCUUUUAUGAGCCCUACUGGACUGGCUUCGAGUCGUAUGUCAAUGGAACAUGUACAUCCUCAAGCAUGCCUGCGUUUGAAACUUUCGUAAGCCUUUGCUCCUCUGCAGCAGCACAAGAUAAUUGUCAGGGACAGUACAGCGUAUCUCAAAAUCCUGUCUACAACAUGACAUACAACCUGACGUACAAUAAGGAACAGAGAUGUCAACUCAAGUUUGACUUCGACUUUGCUUUCUAUGCUCCUCUGAAUAACAGCACAACUUCCUGGUACAAGUUCCUGUGGCUAGAUAAUGGGCAGUCAGUCUCGAGAUGCUCCAAUGUAAGUCAGGACAAUCAGUUCGCUUUCUGCAGUGGAAAUCAAGUCUUCACACAGCACCUGGUCAGCACUCUAGACCUCCCCUUCUCCGACGUAGACAAUCUAGCAAAUGAGGACAUCGGUGGAUCUAACUACGUAGCAAACAAGUCUCAGUGGUACUGGCAGGCCAGCAAUGCUACCGGAAAGCUCACAUAUGUCCCUGCUGGAUCCGUUGUUCGCAGCCUUUUCUCGGCAUACGUGUGCUAUCCAGGUCUGCAAAACCAGCCGCCCAAGUUCGUGAACCCAGUAUAUGUGGAUGGCCAAUUCUUCAGUUCUUCUUCUCGGAAGUUCAGCAAACUUCCUGCUGAUUAUUUGCUACCGCCUGCAGAGACAGAAAAGCUUUGCUACGUGAACAGCACCUGUACGCUGGAGCUGGUGGCGCAAGACUUCCUGGUGGGCUCAAGUCUUUGUGCAGAUCCAGAAUGUCAAAAUUUUGAUGAUGUGUCCUUGUCGGAAGAUGUUGUACAGAUAGAAUUAAUCACUGAAUGGACGAAUUGGAGUGGAAUUUCAUUGAGUACUGCGCAUUGUGAGAGCGACAGCAAACGACCAUGUGUUUGGGAUUCAGAUUGCCUCCCAGGCGACCGCUGUACAGGAUAUCAGCCUGACUCUUCCAUUCAGCCCUUCUACGGACACUGUUGCGAUGCUAGCAUGCCUUGUCUGAGUGGGGCUGAGCCAGGGACUUCUAGAUGCAUAUUUGACUCCGACUGCCCACCCGCGCAGCAGUGCGUCAAGCCAAGAUGUGAAAGCAAUUCAAACCACAACAUAUCUGGCGCACUCAAAUGCUACUACACAGAAUUCUUCAGUGCGAGUGACGCAGGGAAAGUUGUUCAGCGCUGUUUCAUAGCAAAAGAUCCCCAUGGCGAUAAGGUUUGGACUGGAACGCCUCCAGCACCAAGCUCGUUCUACCCCUACGUCAUCACAGGGUUGUGCGACCCUCGUCUCAAUCCCCAGAGAACCUGCAAUGUCGCAGGGAGUGAGGUGGUCGAGACUGCAACGCCAAGCAACACUUGCUCGUCAUAUCCUGUAUGUUUCAAGAUUAGGAUUGAGAGUAAUCCUCCGCAGUUUGUACAUCCCACACCUCUAGAAUCCAACUCUCUCGAUGAGCAGGGAAAUCCUAUUCCCAAUCAAACAGACGUCGCAGCUUGCGAGGGCUAUCCCAUCGAUCUCAUCAUCAAGGCGGAGGAUCCGGAUGUUGGGAAUAAUGUGAGAAUCUUCCUCCAUGACUUCGAAAUCGACACGUCUGUCGCCACAUCUCAGGACCUCCAGUGGAUGCAAACAGUUGAGAAUUCCUACAACUUCGACUUCUUUUCAAACAGAGCCACACCUCAAUAUCCACCCCAAUGUUCUGGAAAUCCAGCAAAUGACAGCUUUCAUGGGUAUGACGCCUACAAAGUUGGUGUGAACGCACAGCAAGAAAGCAUUCUGCCAUUGGAUGGUUCAAUAGUGAAAUCUGUAGUGUCAGGAUAUGCGCAGAAUGUUGAAUACUCUCGAGCUCCAAACAUAUCGGUCCACUACACCUUGGAACCUUCCAAGAGGAAUGGUAUCAUUCUGCGCCUUGCAAGUGCCACUUCCGACAACGAGCAAAAUUGCAGAAUUCUUUCCUCCUCUGGCGUCUCCUACAACGGCGUCAGCUGUCGGGAAAGCAUCUUGAACAUGGAUCAAGUCAUCUGCGCCUACGCGUAUGAUGACUCUCGCUACCAGAGCAAGAGAUGGGUCGGCAAAAGAAACCCAAACUCUCACAACAUCCUCAAGAACUUGAGAGAUCACAGUGAUGGUGAUAUGAGUACCCGGCACUGCUGGAGAGUGGUUCUUCAAGCCCCGCCUCGCUUUGUUACAACCUGGAGUACCUACAGCUCUUCGAUUUCUCCCACUUGUGACCUCAGCGCUUAUGCAAACACUCUGAUAAGAGACUCUGAAGUAGGAAAGAUGCUCAAGGCCUACAAUUACACGAUCUUUGAUCUCAAAUGUGUGGGUGUCGGCGAAGAUUUCUCGUUUGAGUUUGUCGCUCAAGAUCCUAACAGACAGGACUUGGUGCAGAUCUUCAUCCUAGAUGAUCCAGGAAUGCCUCCUGGAAUGAGAGCCAGCCAGACCUACUGCGUGAUAAGAUCUCCAGAGACCAACAACCCGAUGUGCGGAGCUACUCGGAUAGGAGAGGACCUCAUUAGACUGGAUCAGAACAAAUCAUCUCGAUGUAGCAAGGCCAUGUUGAGACUCGCGUGGUCUCCAUUUCGAGAACAAUUGAACAGAACGUUCUUUGUGUGUGCACGAGCACAAGAUUCGUCAACAGCUUGUGUGGGCAAGAACCGCGACGCUACUAGUCGUGGAUGGUAUGGAGAGACUGCAUGCGUUGAACUGGCGGUCGUGCCUCCUGUUCUAUCUUGGCAAGGAUACAUGGUGGCACAACCCGACCAGAUCGAUGUGUUUGUUGGCUGUACAGUCACGCUCAGUAUCAGUGCUUCUGCAGGUCAACACUAUGUUGCUGACAUUGGGUUUGUGACCAAAUCCAACAUCAAGUUCUCAUUCUCGAGACCUGUCAUCUCGAAUGCAAUCACCUCUCGAGUCUUCGUAUGGAGACCAUCAAUAGGUACAGAAGGGAGCGUGCAUACAGUGUCAUUCUACACCAAUGAUUCCAUUGGUAUCCGUGAGCCGCUAUGGAAGAACUUGGUGUUUUCUGUACAGAAGUGUCAAUAUUGCAUUGGAAACGAUAUCUUGACCAUGACUCAUGGGUUGGAGUACACUGACUUGAAUUUCAUCGCACGAUAUUUCAACUUGGAAAUCAACUGGCUGCAUAUUUGGCUGUUGAAUGGGAAUAGAGAUGCAAAGGGCGAUCAAAUCUUCAACGGGAAUCCUAACUACUUUCAGUUCAAGAGAAUUCCUCAAGUCACCUUGAACGACUUCAUCAGCAAUGUGAACAACUCAUUGAUCUUGUGGUUGGCAUCCAGAUACAAGUAUCGCGCUCAUGAGUCUCUUGCCACCAUCGCUACUUCUCUAGGAUCAUCUUUGAAGACGCUGCUGAAACUCAACCCCGAUGUUCAAAACCCCUACAUUCCUCUCAAUAACCAAUCGUCAGUGCAUUCGCCUUACGUCUGCGUGUUACCCUGUACCUAA